Messenger RNA from Alternaria novae-zelandiae, 879 nucleotides. RefSeq lists its product as uncharacterized. Lineage: Eukaryota; Fungi; Ascomycota; Dothideomycetes; Pleosporales; Pleosporaceae. Bases 1 to 879 code for a protein of 292 amino acids. The record is from RefSeq and is a predicted model, not a curated record. The transcript has 2 exons.
AUGGACCAUCAUUACCUGUUUUAUCCAGAUUACGAUCCUAAUCCUCACUCCAAUGAAUUAAAGACGAUCAAUCGCCAGUGGACGAGGUACGAUGGAGACAGACUUAGAUGUACCACUGACCCAGCAUAUUUCCUCGGUAUACGGGACGGAGGAGAUGCGUUUGAUGCGUUAGUGUUAUCCGAAUCACUGGCGGAGAAAAUACAAAAUGCCUUAUGUAUCGCCCACUCGUACUGGACCACCCCGGAAAAGUACGCUGAGGAAGUGAAGGUCCGUUUUGAGAAUGAAGCAAGGACCGAGGCCUGGGAAGAGGAGCUGGAGCAUUUGAUCGAGGUUACAAAGAAGAGGAACUCGAUCGCCUGUGGACGCACGCUGGCCAGAUCCGGAGAUAUCGACCUGAGCAACUAUCUGGGCGGCGUACUGCGGGGCAGGGACGCCGAGAGCCGCGCGCUCACUCAAGAUCCAGAGACAGAAGACAUCGGAGCUCACGCCGCGGAAAUGGGCGGGAGGAUAGAUCACGAAGUCCCAAUCGUGCCCAACGUUCUCGUACUGAGUUUCGAUCCAGGUCUCAUUCUCGAUCACGAAGACAAGACAACAGGUCCAGGCAUCGUAGAAGAGAGCCUCAUACCCAUGAAAAUGGAAGGCAGGAACACUCCAAUGGGCGAAGUCGUGGACAACCUCGUCAUCGAUCUCAGUCCCGCUCACGGCCGCAAAGGCAUGACCGUAGACAACACCAUGACCGAGCUUCCGAGCAUUCACACGAUGGUCUUGCGAGUCCGCGUUCGCCGGUUUCAUCUCAUUCACAUGCUCAAAGUGACGCUGAACUGUGGCGCAUGGAGGAAUCCAAUUGCGAUACAUGCGACAUCACCCCAGCCCGUCUAG